AUCUCGUUUCCUUCGUGUGCGAGGAGACACGUCGUUUGUCUUCGCUCCUCUCCUCUCCCUUUUGACGACGUCCCCUCUUUCUCUCUUCCCCGCCCUUGUCGUUCCUGUCGCGUGUCAAAUUGAGCUCUCGAGCCACGCUAAAUCGGCUUUUCUCCUUCGCUUCCAAGUUUGCCGGCGGUCCUCCUGCGAUUUACAUCCUCGGAGUCGGAGGUCAGGCAAGAGGAGAUCGAUUCCAUUUCUAGGGUUCUCUCUUUCCUUGGGCGUUAGGAAUGGAAGGCCCCAGCAACGGCGGGCUGCUGUACCACGAGAUGCAGGAGUCGAAGCUUUGCGCCGUCCACUCCGUCAACACCGUCUUGCAGGGGCCCUUCUUCUCCGAGCUCGAUCUCGCCGCGCUCGCCUCCGACCUCGACCAGACGGAGCGCCAGAUGAUGCUCGAGGGCGCAGGCCAUGGCGGUGCCUCGUCUGGCGACUUCUACUCGGAGGUCUCGCACAAUGUGUCCAUGAAUGGCGAUUUCAGCAUCCAGGUUUUGCAGAAGGCUUUGGAGAUAUGGGAUCUACAAGUUGUACCUCUCAAUUCUCCAGUAGCUGAGCUAUCUAAAUUUGAGCCCGAGCUCGAGAAUGCCUUCAUAUGUCACUUGCAUGACCAUUGGUUUUGCAUUAGAAAAGUCAAUGGGGAGUGGUACGACUUCAAUAGUCUUCUCCCUGCCCCCGAGCAUCUUUCCCAGUUCUACUUAUCAGCUUACAUAGAUACCCUCAAGGACUCUGGGUGGAGCAUCUUCUUGGUUAGGGGUAACUUCCCCACGGACUGUCCUAUACCACAUGACUACUCAACUGGUUUUGGGCAAUGGCUAACUCCAGAAGAUGCACAGCAGAUAGCAAAAUCAUGCAAUCAAAUGAAGUUUUCAACCCAAGAAGCAUAUUCAAGCAAAAUUGAUACGAUGGCUGAGCAGGAAGAGGAAGAUCUGAAUGCUGCAGUUAAAGCUAGCUUGAUGGAUUAUACCGAUAUUCAAAAUAGUAGACCAGACGUACUUGAAGGUGGGCGUAAUACUGUAGAUUCUGCCGCUCUUGGCCUCAAAUUUGAUCCACCUAAUUAUAACAGCAGCUUUAUGGAUCCCUGCCCGCAUCGUCCUGAAAGUGGUGAAUCCAGCAGUGAUGUUCACAAUGGAACUCGUGGUGUGGAAACCCCAUCAUCAUCCCAUGAUGACAAGGUUCAGUGAGGCUGCUUUGUACCGUUGGUUAGAAGCCAACUUGGAUUCCAUUUGCUUAUUGUUCUGUACUUUGUGAGAUGCUUUAGUGUCACAUUCAUUUAUGCACGAAAUCAGUAGAUUUUUGUGGGGAGACUCUGGUUGAUAGUUUCCUUGUUUA
This is a messenger RNA of Musa acuminata AAA Group (dessert banana), 1365 nucleotides long. Its product is annotated as ataxin-3 homolog. Gene Ontology annotation, cellular component: nucleus. Gene Ontology annotation, biological process: protein deubiquitination. NCBI's taxonomy places the organism in Eukaryota, Viridiplantae, Streptophyta, Magnoliopsida, Zingiberales, Musaceae. Bases 270 to 1217 code for a protein of 315 amino acids. The transcript has 2 exons. The record is from RefSeq and is a predicted model, not a curated record. Gene Ontology annotation, molecular function: cysteine-type deubiquitinase activity.